AUGGACAAUAACAACACCGGCUACUUUGGGGGCGUUGCAAAUGGAGUGAUCAGCACUGAUGUCAAUACAAACUACGUCCAUCAUGUUCCCGUGGAAAAUCGCAUAGAUGGAGGCGACUCAUCCGAACCGGGUCCGUCAGACAUCUGUAUACGAGACAGAAUAGUGACUUACGAUACGGAUACACAGGCCGUUGAUAUCGAUGUGGUUGCUGCAGACGAUAGAACGAUUAAAACGCCGAUAACAGAAUUGGAUAUAUUUUUAGCCGGUAUUUUAGUGACUGAUGCCAUAAAUGCCAGACAUGGGUAUUUUAAACAUGGUGAAAACGAAUUGAGGCUGUAUUAUCUAUAUCAUCAUUGGAUAUUGAGAUGGAUAAUAUAUUUUUUCAUUGCAAUUAUCCUAAGUUUAGCAUUGUUCGAAUAUCCAGCUGCUACUGACGUGAUGUUACCAUACUGGUCCACGAUGAUGCUAGAAUUAGUAUGUAUUGCAGCAUUCAUUGGCCGAUUAGUUCACUCAAAACUAUUUACAUCUGGCGUUAUUUGGUGGAGUGACUGGAAGAAUCUUACGGUCAUUAUAGCUAUAGCUUUAACGUUCGUAGAUAUGGUGUUAUAUAUAGUUUUCACAGAAAAUGGUAUUUACAUGGUGAGAUGGUCUCGUCUUUUUCGUCCACUUUACUUAAUCAACAUCACUCACAACAGACAGAUGCGGCGUGCCUUUCGUAAUAUUCGAAGAACUCUUCCUGAUAUUUGUGUAGUUUUGAUCUUAUAUCUUUUAUUAGUUGCUUUAUUUGCUUUAAUGGCACUCAAGAUGUUUGAAAAUAGAAAUUUGAAACACAGAAGUGGUGAACCUUACAUGUCUGAUUACUGGGAUAAUUACUAUGCAUUGUACAUAUAUGUGACUACAGCCAAUAGUCCCGAUGUUAUGAUGCCUGCAUAUGACCACAACUACUGGUUUUGUUUAUUUUUUAUUGCAUAUUUGAUAAUUUGUUAUUACAUAUUCAUGAGUGUUAUUUUAGCCGUCAUUUACAACAAUUACAGAAAACACCUCAAGACAGAAGUGAAAAAAUCUGUUUUCCAAAGGAGGCGUCUACUUUCUAAAGCAUUUAAUAUUCUUAAAGUCAAGAUCAAUGGUUGUUUUGUUUGCACUAUGGGUCAUUUUCAAGCUAUCAUGAAGCAUGUCUGCCCAAAAGCAAGUCCAGAUCGAAUAAAUCUGCUAUGGAACGUUCUAGAUGAACUUGAUAAUAAAUAUAUAAAAAAGAAGGAAUUUCUAAAAUUGUACGAUCUAUUGAAUGUACCUCUUCUGGAAGAAAAAGAUCAAAAAACAUUUCUAGAGAGAACUGUGCCAUCUUUCUAUUUAUCUAGACCGAGCCUUUUCAUUCAACGUAUGGUGGUACACAAAGCUUUCCAUUGGGUGUUUGAUGCACUUAUUAUCAUUAAUGCUGUGUUUAUAGCAUUUAGCAUUGAGGAAUCGGAAUGGUUCUUCCUGACAAUCUUCUCCAUAGAAAUCUUUCUAAAACUUUACACUAUGGGACACAAGGAGUUCUUCCGCAGAGCUUGGAAUAUAUUUGACUUUAUAGUCAUAUUUUCUGCUGUCAUCUUGAGUUUUGUCCAACUAUUAAGAACCGAAAGUGCAUUAGUGGCUGAACAGACGCUAGAUGUGCUUAUGGUGCUUCGUGUUAUGAGAUUGUUCAAACCAUUAGGCAAUCUAAAACACUUCUCUGUUUUGACCAUGACAAUACGAAAUAUACUUCCAUCACUGCUUACAUACGGAGGAGUCAUUUUUGUCUUCUAUUACACAUUUGCUAUUUUGGGAAUGGAAUUAUUUAACGGUAAGUUUGACUAUUAUGGCUACCCCGAUGAGAACGGCACAAUGCCAGAUGGACAACCACUAUAUUGCGGAAAUGAGAAGCUGAAAGAUUCUGACUUCUGGACUAUGCAUAUUUUUGUUGCAUUUGUAUUGGAGGUAUUCAUCUUACGAUAUCAACUAAACAUUUCUGGUAAAGGAAAACACGAGAAUGCAAUAGUGAAGAAGAUUGCUGAGAUGGGUUUUCACAUGCAGAAGAGUCAGAGAAUUCGAAAGAGAAGAGAAGACGUAGAUGACUUAGUGAAUAACAUGGAAGAGGGAAAUGAACUUCCAAAUAUUGAAUCAGGACUCAGAUUCAGAUUGUCCAAAUCAGGUAUAAAGAAUGUUGAAGUUCUCCUCCAGCAAUUAUUUGAAACUGAACUUGAUGAAGAUGGUGAAGAAGACAAUGUAGAUUUGGAUGAUCUACAAUCUCAGGAUAUAUUUCCUAACCCUGUUACAAUGGACAAUACAAUAUAA
Saccoglossus kowalevskii is the source of this 2316-nucleotide messenger RNA. RefSeq names its product two pore channel protein 1-like. Gene Ontology annotation, cellular component: membrane. The record is from RefSeq and is a predicted model, not a curated record. Gene Ontology annotation, biological process: transmembrane transport; monoatomic ion transport. Gene Ontology annotation, molecular function: monoatomic ion channel activity. NCBI's taxonomy places the organism in Eukaryota, Metazoa, Hemichordata, Enteropneusta, Harrimaniidae.